UUGUGCGGACGGAAGUGCCCAGGCCCUUGCUCGAAAAUAGAGAACUGUACAUCGAACCAAGACCCGUCAUAGAAAGGCCGCCCGCCCCCCUUACCGGAACCGCGCGUCGCGACCCACCUUGGCGGGGAGUGAACUGAAAAUAAAAAAAAACGAAAACCGAGAAGAAGUUGAAGAGGAUUCCUCUUAAUGUGCCAAUGUUGAAGGCGCGCAAGACGUGCGUGUUUCUUGCAACGGAGCGAUGGGAAGGGCGGAAGGAUAAAUAAGGCAGGUCCUCGCUUUCGGAGCCCUGGAGCGUUUGCUGCCAACUAGUAAAGAAAAAGUGCCGUACUUUAGGGGGUCUUUCGAAUUGUGCCACAGUGCGAGUUGUUUUAAAUGUGUGAUUUUUUUUUUUAAAUUUUAAAAUGCGAUCGAUGAAGAAGAGCGAGUAGCUUUUCGGUUUGUUGUCUAGGCAUUUUUUCCACAAAAAAACUAACCCUAAACUGACAGAAUAUUUCGUUGCAACGAAGUGAGAGCAGGCGGAAAAGGAAGGGAGAAGUGAUUGAAAGCAAAACAAGUGAAGAGAUAAAUUGCAAUACGAAAGAAUUUAGUGAAAAAUCGUUCAAAUUGUUUUGGAAGCUCUGUGAGGUGCAAUUGGCUGAGGUUCGGAAGCAAUAAGGAAGAGAACAGGAAUAAAAAACCUAUGUCUGGUGUUUCGACUUUUUGUGUGUCGAGAAAAUAAGAGAAAAAAGAUACUUCAGCAGAUUAGGCUUUUUUACCUUCCAGCAGCUGCCUGUUUUUUUUCUGUGCCUUCAACACGUGCAUGUGCGUAAUUCUGCUGAAAUCCACAGCCACUAAUCGGAACCGACUCGGGACUCUGUAGUUGCAGCAUAGAGCAUAAAGUGAACCGAAGUGAUCGUGAGUGUGAAUGUGCGGCAGCCUGAAAAACCAAAAAAAAAAUCGUUUGAAGUUGAAAGCAUAUUUCGUUGAAAACAGUACAAGUGUUGAUUAGAGUCAAAUUAACCACGAACGAGCAUGGAAUGUGGGGGACGUCGGCAACGACAACCACAACGACAACGACGACGACGGCGACAAUAGCGAGCGGCAAACUCGCGGAAGAAACUAUUCGCAGGCAGCUCUCGGGUAUGCGUGGAACUGCUGCAGAUCAGAGCGAAGAGAAACGGAAAAGCAGAAGGAAGUGAAAAAAUGUUGCUGGAAAUUUUUGGGUUUUAAAAUUUUCUCGGAGAGUGAGCGAAGAAGAAAGAGAGAGAGAGAAAAAAAAGAAGACGAAGCAAGUCAUCAAGAAAAGUCCAAGAUAAAGUGCAAAAGUGCAAGGGACCAGACAACACAGAAAAGUUAGAAGUGUGAGAAGACAUGUGUGCGUAGUUUCUACUGGAAGACGGACGGCUGUAUGGCAAUGAUGAUUUUUAAUUCCUUAAGUGAGCUUCGCUGGGUGAAACAAGAUUCGGAAGAAAUUGAUCACUGCAAUUAUCGUGAAAAGUGUGCCCCCAGCUACUGAUAGCAAGUGACGUCAAAUUGUGUUUGGUUAAAUUGUGUUCAUAGCAGUGCGUUAGCAGUUAUGUGGAGUGUUGAUCGUUUGUGAUGGAUCGUAAAGUGAGGGCACUCGAUAGGUUAAAACAAUUAACUCAGGUCAUCAUCAUCAUCAGUGUACCAGCAUUAUUAUGACGCAUCAUUGGUGUCUAGUAAUAAAAUUGAGUGCAGCCGAGAGCUGAAGAUAAGAAGCACUAGAUAGCAACGGGAGCUUUACAGUGAUUGAAGCCAGACAAAAUGCGGUGUGCCAGUUUAAAAAUUGCCUUUUGGCUGCUAGUCAUAUUAGAACUGUACGCCGCGAUAGAAGGCGUAGGUGCACAUGGACCUGGACCAGGACCAGGGCCAGGUGUAGUGAUAGGAGCCCGUCGAAGAUCCUCCAACGAUGGUGCAAUGCAGUCGCGAGCCGUCGAUACGCGAGUUCAAUUUGAGAUAUUUGAAAACGAACCUCGCCUAACCGUGGUGGGUUAUAUUCCAACCAAACCCGGGUUCACAUACCGUUUCAAUGAACCCCCGCGGGAGUUUACACUCGAUCCAACCACCGGUGAAAUCAAGACCAAUGCCAUUCUGGAUCGAGAAUCAACCAAAAACGAUCGGUACGAUUUGGUGAUCCUGUCGAGUCAACCGACGUACCCGAUCGAGGUUCGGAUAACCGUAGUAGAUGUAAAUGAUAAUGCUCCUGAGUUUCCGGAACCGAGUAUAGCGGUUUCAUUUUCGGAAAGUGCCAUCUCAGGUACCAGGCUACUGUUGGAUGCCGCCACCGACAAGGACAUCGGCGAAAACGGCGUAACCGACGACUAUCGGAUCGUCGCCGGUAAUCACGAUGAAAAAUUUCGCCUAGCAGUUACCACCAAUCCCAGUGGUGAUGUAUAUUACCUACAUCUGGAAACUACUGGCAAGCUGGAUCGCGAAACACGAGGAUCGUAUACGUUGAACAUAUCCGCCAAAGAUGGCGGUGCACCGCCGAAAUUCGGUUACCUACAGGUAAACGUAACGAUUUUGGAUGUAAACGACAAUCCACCGAUCUUCGAUCACAGCGAUUAUAUUGUUUCGCUGAACGAAAGUGUCCUACCGGGAACUCCCGUGCUUCAGGUGAUGGCAUCGGAUAACGAUUUGGGAGAUAACAGCAAGAUAACGUACUACCUUUCGGAUGCGGAAACACAGUUCACCGUGGAUCCCGAGUCCGGUGUAAUUUCGACCACAGAACAGCUGACCUGUCCACAUCAAAACUGCCAGUCGUUGUCCAGACCGGAUGGGACCUGUCCCAAGAGUUGUGUUUUCACCGUGUUCGCCCGUGAUCACGGAUCUCCACGACAGGAUGGAAGAACGUACGUCACGGUGAAUCUGGUCGAUACCAAUGACCAUGAUCCGGUCAUUCGAUUUCAGUAUUUUCCUCCUACGGGAAGUUACGCCACGGUCGAUGAGAAUGCUGCCAACAGUUCGGUUGUGGCAGCCGUUUCAGUUGUAGAUAUGGAUGAAGGCCUUAACGGAGACACCAGUUUGAGGAUUGUGGUUGGUAACGAUCUUCAACAUUUUCGGCUAGAGAAAUCUCCCAGCUUUUACAUUGUCCGCGUCAAUGGAGUGCUGGACCGAGAGGAAAUUGGCAAGUACAAUCUUACGGUGGUGGCCACCGAUCGAGGAAAUCCUCCUCGAACCGCUACAGCACAUUUGAUCAUUCACGUCAACGACGUUAACGAUCAUGAACCGGUGUUUGAAAAAUCCGAAUACUCAACCGUUCUGAGUGAACUCACACCGCCGGGAACGUACGUGGCUAGCAUCACGGCCACCGACGAAGACACCGGUGUUAAUGCACAAAUUUUCUACGAUUUCGUUUCCGGCAAUAACAACCAGUGGUUCAAAAUCGAUCCGUCGUCCGGAUUAAUCACAACACAAGCCCUACUGGACCGGGAGGUAAACGGAAACAUCGAGCUGAGCAUUUCGGCUCGUGAUGGCGGUCCCAAUCCAAAGUGGGCUCAUACACAGCUGAAGGUGACCAUUCUGGACGAGAAUGACGAGGCACCACAAUUUUCGCAGUCUCGUUUGAAUGUCACCUUGAAUGAAAACGCUAAACCGAAAACGGUAGUGGCGAUCUUGACGGCCGUUGAUCACGAUCAGGGCACCAACGGAAGCAUAACGUACCUGCUGCAUCGUAGUGUGGAGAAGAACUAUCCGGGUAUGUUUCAACUGGAUCCGAUUUCCGCUCAACUUACCACAAAAAGUACGCUCGAUCGAGAGCGGGUUCCCAACUAUACCAUCCAGGUGAUCGCCCGGGAUCAAGGAAAUCCACCGCAAUCAUCGACGGCGACCGUGCAGCUAACGAUUGAGGAUGCCAAUGACAACAAUCCGGAGUUUUAUCCGAAGCAGUAUUUCUUGGCCCUACCGGAGGAUACCCCAGCCGGGAGACCGAUUCUUCAGGUAAAAGCUACCGAUCCGGAUGAAGGGGUGAAUGCAAUGAUAUCGUACGAAAUGAUCAGCGGCGGCGAUGGGAUGUUUACCAUCGAUGGAACUACGGGGCAGAUCAGUUUGAGAGGUAGCCUGAAGAAGUCAUCGAAACCAUUGUACAAACUGGUGAUCGCUGCCAAGGAUAAGGGUGGUCGACGAGCCGACAAAGAUGCCGUUGUGGAGAUUGUGAAGGAAUCGAUUGUCGAAGAGAUUGAGUUUGAUACUUUGAGCGGAUACGAGUUUCAGUUGCUGGAAGACAACGGCUUGGAAGGAGCGAAAGACGAGAAGGAGGUUGGUGUGGUGAGAAUAAAAGCGACGCACUCGGUCAAAGAUGUCGAGUAUUCGAUCGUGCAAGGUGAUUCGGGUGAAAAUUUUAAGAUCAGCGAAAGAACAGGAGCGAUUAGCAGUGCACGGCACAUCGAUCGUGAAGCCGCUGCGUUCUACAGUCUAACGGUGGCAGCUCGGAACGGGUUGGCUUUCGGACAGACGAUUGUCAAUAUUUCCAUAAUCGAUCUAAACGACAAUGCGCCGAUUUUCCUACAUGAUCAUGAUGAAAUUAGUCUUCCGGAGAAUACCGCUGUCGGUCAGGAGAUUUACCUUUCCAAGGCUAAAGAUGCCGAUUCGGGUGCCAAUAGUCGUAUCACCUACGGUUUGAGUUACAAUCCGGAGAAUUUGUUCCGAGUUUCGGAAACUACGGGGGUGCUGUACUUGAAUCGGCCGAUUUUCGUUGAUCCUGGCACGGUGUUAAAUUUAGAAAUUACUGCUUCCGAUAGUGGAGAACCGCAACUGACGGCGAAGGGAAGUGUCACGGUUACGAUCGAGGAUGUGAACGAUCACACUCCGGUGUUUGAUCAUACCUCGUACGAGACUUCACUGCUGGAGUCGAUGGCAGUGAAUUCGCGCUUUUUCGCACUGGCAGCAUCGGACGCCGACAUUGGCAUAAACCAGCGAAUAUCGUACACGAUUAUUGAAGGAAAUGUCGAUAGCAAGUUUGGAAUCUUUCCGGAUGGUUUCCUGUACGUGAAAAGUGCUCUCGAUCGCGAAGAGCGGGACUAUUACUCACUGACGGUUACCUGCACCGACGAGGGUGACCCGGCGAGAAGUUCGUCCGUGCCGGUGAUCGUUCAUGUGAUCGAUGAGAACGAUAACCCACCGCAGUUUACCAACAGCACGUUUAUAUUUAGCGUGGCGGAAAAUGAACCGGCCGAUAGCUUCGUGGGUAAAUUAACUGCCGUUGAUCGUGACAUUGGCCGGAACGCCGAGUUAAUCUAUAUGCUAUCGAGCAAACAGGAAGAUUUCACCGUCGACUCGCGGAAUGGAUUCAUCAAAACUAUGCACGAAUUUGACCGGGAGGCAUUGGUACAGACGACCGGACAGAAUUUUGUCAUGCUGGAAGCGAUUGUUUCCGAUAAUGGGCUGACCCGGUUGCGAGAUAAGGUGAAAAUUAAGGUUCUCAUAACCGAUGUGAAUGAUAAUGCACCGCAAUUCGUGAGAGCCCCAUAUAAGGUACAGAUCUCCGAAGGAUCAUCGAUCGGGACCCAGUUGAUUCGCGUGUACACCAACGAUGCGGACGAAGGUCUGAACGGUGAUGUGUACUAUCAUAUUGCCGACGGAAAUGGCGACGAACGAUUCGUAAUCGACGAUGCUACCGGUCAGAUUACGCUCGCCAAAGCACUGGAUCGUGAAACGGUGUCAAUGUAUAAAUUAACGAUCGUUGCCCACGAUGCUCCGAUGCAAAAUCGAUUAAGUGCCAGCACGACGGUUACGAUUGAGGUGCUGGAUGAAAAUGACGACGCACCGGAAUUUACCCAAACCCACAGCCAAAUCUCGAUUAACGAAACCACGGCCAUCGGGACCGAGUUGAUUCGGUUCCGUGCGACCGAUAUGGACCUCGGUGUCAACAGUCAAAUUAUGUUUUCGAUCGGUGCCGGCAAUCGAAAGGACACCUUUCACAUUGAUCCGUCCAGCGGUUAUCUGUAUUUGCAUAAGUUACUAGACUAUGAGGAAACACAAAGUUAUUCAUUGAAUAUUACCGCUUCGGACGGUGGUAAUCCACGGUUAUCGACAACGAUUCUGUUUACGGUGAAUGUGAUCGAUUCGAAUGAUAAUCCACCGAGUUUUCCGAACACGGCGAUCGUUCGUCAAAUUCGUGAAGGUAUUCCCAUCCGAACCCCGAUAGUGACGGUGACGGCCGAAGAUCCGGAUUCCGGUUUGAACGGAAAGGUGACGUAUGAAAUUUCCAAUCAAGAUCCGGACAAUCGAAAUCGACACUUUGGCAUUAACCCAACGACGGGGGUGAUUCACACACUGCAUGUAAUCGAUCGGGAAGCGAUCGACACCUACCGUCUGACGGUGAUCGCAACCGAUCAGGCUGCCAUUCCAUCGCAACGAUUAUCCGCGGAAAAAUUAGUGACAGUGAUAGUGGAGGACGUUAACGAUAAUGCACCGGUGUUUGUUUCGAUGAAUGCUGCCACUUUGCCAAUCCGAGACAUUCGGCUGGGCGUUGAUAACAGUCCCAAUCCGAUUAUGUUCAUUAACGCUUUCGAUGCUGAUUCCAGUUCGAACGGUUUGGUGACUUAUGAAAUGACCGGUGGUAAUACGGACCUGUUCAAGUUGCACCGGUCAACGGGUGCCAUAACGUUGAGAAAAUCGAUUUCGAAGCCAGAAAUUCGCUAUCAACUAGCGAUCCGUGCCACGGAUGAGGCAGUGCAGAAUGAACGCAAAAGUAGUGACGCCUACAUAACGAUCAUCACGGCCAUCCCGGCGAACAAUAAUGGCCCGGUGUUUGUGAAGAAGGAACUGUUCGGUAGUGUGUCGGAAAAUGAACCGAUCGGAACGAGCAUCCUGACGGUGUCCGCCUAUCUGAAUUCGGUCAGUGAUAUCGAGUACUAUGUGACGAAUGUGACUGGCGACGGGAAGCAAGUGAAUCGUUUGUUCGAUAUCGACACGAAGCUCGGAAUACUGUCGACGGCGGCAGAACUGGAUCGUGAAUCCGGCGUCGAGAGCUACGAAGUGGAAGUGUAUGCCAUUGCCCUCGGUGGAAUGCCCCGAACCACAAGCACUAAGAUCCGAGUUAAUGUGCUGGACAAGAACGAUAGCCCACCGACAUUUCGUGACAUUCCGUUGGUAUUCUCCGCAUCGGAGGAUUUAGCCGUAGGACAGACGGUAGCACAAAUAACCGCCACCGAUCCGGACACACUGGGUACUCUGGAAUAUUCACUGAUAAGCGGCGACACAGACAGGUUCCUGCUGGAGAAGGACACCGGUAUGCUGAAAUUGCGGGAUGCGUUGGAUCGUGAAACCGAAGAUACCUAUCGACUGGUGGUCAGCGUUUCCGAUGGCGUCCAGAGCACCGAAACCACCGUCACCGUCCAGGUCACCGACACCAACGAUAAUCCACCGUCAUUUUCCGAGCCGGCCUACUCGUUCGACAUACCGGAGAACGCUCCGCGCGGCUUCCAGGUUGGCAUCAUCUCGGCCGGCGAUUCGGAUCUGGGUACCAACGCUGCCGUCACCUACAGUGUCAUCUCCGACUGGGCCAACGAUGUGUUCUCGCUGAAUCCGCAGACCGGGAUCUUCACGCUGACGGCCCGAUUGGAUUAUGAGGAGGUACAGCACUACAUUCUGGUAGUGCAGGCCCAAGAUAAUGGCCAUCCGAGCCUAUCGAGCACCCUGACGGUCUACUGCAAUGUGAUCGAUUUGAACGACAACGCGCCAAUCUUCGACCCGAUGAGCUACUCUAACGAGAUUUUCGAGAACGUUCCGAUCAACACCGACGUGGUUACGGUUAGUGCCACCGAUACGGACUCCGGAAUUAAUGGACGUAUUGAGUAUAGUAUUACGAUGGGCGACGAAAACGAAGAUUUUCGAAUCCUCAACAAUGGCACGAUUCGCACCCGCCGCGUUCUUGAUCGCGAAACUAAGGCUAGUUACAAUUUAAUCGUGACCGCACGGGAUUGUGCGAAGGAACCGGAACGACGCCUUUCGUCCACCGUACAGGUUACAAUCGUGCUGAAGGAUGUCAACGACCUAGCGCCGGAGUUUGUAACGCCGAACGAAACGACGGUGGCGGAAAACAUUCCCCUGAACACGGUGAUAAUGGCGAUCAAAGCUGUUGACCGUGACGAAGGUCGCAACGGGUACGUCGAGUACCAGCUGGAUCCAAAUGUUCAGACCCCGUUUACGAUCGGAUCGGCCGAUGGGUUGCUGCGGGUUUCUGGUCGACUGGAUCGCGAAACCAAAGCCAGCUACGAGCUGAUGGUGACGGCGAAGGAUCGCGGCGAACCGCCCAAAUCGAGCCAAUCGAAGAUUCUGAUACACGUGCUCGAUGAGAACGACAACAGUCCGAUUUUCGACCCGAAACAGUACAGCGCGGCGAUCGCGGAAAACGCCAGCAUCGGGGCUAGCGUGCUGCAGGUUUCCGCGACCGAUAUCGACGAGGGCGCUAAUGGACGGGUCCGUUUCUCGAUUGCGGCCGGCGACGACAAUCGGGAUUUCACCAUCAGCGAGGAUAGUGGCAUCGUUCGUGUGGCCAAGAAUCUGAACUACGAACGCAAGUCGCACUACAUUGUAACGGUGCGGGCGGAAGACUCGGCCAGCGACACCGAGAACGGCGAAAUCCGCUUUGAUACGGCCAAACUGUCCAUCACCAUCACGGACAUCAAUGACAACCCGCCAACCUUUCUCGACUCGCCGUAUCUGGCCUACGUGAUGGAGAAUGUGAUCCCACCGAACGGUGGUUACGUCAUCACGGUGAAGGCAUACGACGCCGAUACGCCACCAUUCAACUCGCAGGUUCGCUACUUUCUCAAAGAGGGCGACACGGACUUCUUCAAAAUCAACGCAUCCAGCGGGGAAAUCUCGCUGCUGCGGGCACUCGAUCGGGAAAUUCAAGCCGAAUAUAUCCUGACACUGGUAGCGAUGGACACCGGUUCACCGCCCCUCACCGGAACCGGAACGGUGCGCGUCAUUGUGCAGGAUAUGAACGACCACAGUCCGGAGUUCGAACGACAGUCCUACCAAGCAACGAUAGCGGAAAAUCUUCCAGUCGGUAGCAGAGUACUACGGCCGAUCGCAACCGAUAGAGAUACCGGAUUGAAUGCCAAAAUCCGCUAUACCUUACUCGGAGAGUAUUCGCAACGAUUCAGUGUGGAACAAGACAGUGGCGAAAUAUCCACGGCUGUCAUGCUGGACCGGGAAGACAUUGCACUGUAUCACUUCACCCUGAUGGCCCAAGAUAGCUCAACCACGGAACCACGGGCAACCGUCGUCAACCUGACGGUGGCGGUUUCCGAUAUGAACGAUAAUAGUCCAACGUUUGAAUCCCGGACCUUCCACGUGAACAUACCAGACCGAAUCAAACGGAACCAGUUCGUGUUUGGUGCCAAGGCGAUCGAUUUGGACGAAGGCAUGAACUCACGGAUUCUGUAUUCGAUCGGUGGAUCGGAUGCCAGCAAGUUCCACAUCAACGAAAACACCGGCGUAAUCGAAGCUUCCGUUGAGCUUUCAUUGCCCGGACAGAAUGCCGACCGUGUGUUCAGUCUAAUCAUCGAGGCUCGUGAUCAGGGCUACGAUCAGAAAUCAACCAAAAGCGAGCUAACUAUCGCUCUGAAGUCGGCUCAUCUAUUUCCGGUAUUUUCGUAUCUGUCGGAAACUCAAUUCGUUCUACCGGAGGAUAUUGCUGAUGGUAAGAUCGUUACCAAAAUAUCAGCUACCUCACCGAAGAAGGGUCCUUCUGGUAACAUACGGUAUGCAAUUGCUGGUGGCAAUAUCGGUGAUGCGCUGCGGAUUGAUCCGAAUACCGGUGAAGUUGCAGUCAACAAAGGUGGACUGGACUACGAACGCAAUCAACAGUACGAGGUUUGGAUCGAAGCUGCUGACUCGGACCGGCCAAGUCUACGUAGUGUCAUGCAACUGAUCAUAAAUGUAACGGAUGCGAACGAUAAUCCACCGGUCAUGGAGAAACAGGUUUACAUGGCCGAGGUUAUGGAAGAAGAAUCUCCGGGAUUGUUCGUAACCAAGGUCCAAGCCACGGAUGUCGAUUCGGAAGAAAACGGUCAAAUCACGUACAGCCUAGUUAAAGACUACGAUAGUUUUGAAAUCAACAGUGAUACUGGUGAGAUCUACACUACAACGAGAUUGGACCGAGAGGAUAUUCCACGAUACGCAUUGACGGUAAAGGCCGUGGACCAGGGCGUACCGCAACUAACGGGAAGUGCAACCGUCCUGGUGCAUGUACUGGAUAAAAACGAUAAUCCUCCGAAAUUUACUCGUUUGUUCAGUGUCAACGUAACGGAAAAUGCUGAGAUCGGAAUUUUCGUAAUCAAGAUCACAUCAUCCGACUCGGACAUCGGUAUCAAUGCCAACGCAACCUACAUCUUUACGGAAAAUAUCGGCAACAAGUUUCUGAUCGAUUCAACUUCCGGCAAUGUCACCGUGGCCGGUCAUUUGGAUCGUGAACAACAAGACGAAUAUAUCCUGAAGGUGGCGGCCGUCGAUGGUGCCUGGAGAGCGGAAACACCGCUCACAAUAACAAUCCAAGAUCAGAAUGAUAACGCACCGGAGUUCGAGCAUAGCUACUACAGCUUCAACUUUCCGGAACUGCAGAAAACGGUUACCUUUGUAGGUCAGGUGAUCGCUACCGAUCGCGAUAAGCACGGUCCGAAUUCGGUCAUCUCCUACUCACUCCAGCAACCGUCGGAUACGUUCUCAAUCGAUCCGGCCACGGGAGAGAUUUUCAGCAAACGAACUAUCCACUACAAACACACCCAGAUGGAGUCAUCACCGGAGAACAUGUUCAGUUUAACCGUUCUGGCCACGGAUAACGGCAAACCUCCGAUGUACUCCGAAUGUCUGAUCAACAUCAACGUGGUGGAUGCCAAUAACAAUCCGCCUGUUUUCACGCAACGGGAAUAUCUGUCCCCAGCGCCGGAAGGGGCGACGGUUGGUCAAAAGAUCAUGCAACUCGUAGCCCGAGAUGAAUUCGACUACGGAGUGAAUGCGGAAAUCGAAUACAUUGUAACGGGAGGAAACGGCACGAGUAGCUUUGUAGUCAAUAAAAAUGACGGGUGGAUCAUUGUGGGAAAUGCCUUGAACGACAAUCCGGGGAAAGUGUACACUCUAAAUGUCCGAGCAGUGGACAAAGGAGUGCCACCCCAGCAGGACGAAGUUAUUGUGACGAUCGUAGUAACCGGUAUGAAUAAAUAUGCUCCGGUUUUCCAAAGUCCAUCCUAUCAAGUAAUCGUCCCGGAGAACGAACCAAUCGGAUCCACUAUUCUGACAGUAAGUGCACCGGACGAUGACGACGGGCCGAACGGAAUGGUACGCUACUCGAUCACCGGAGGUAACGAACGGAAAGAGUUCACUAUCGAUAGUGCAUCGGGUGCGAUCACAAUCCUGCAACCGUUGGACUACGAUUCGAUUCAGACGUACCAGUUGAACAUUACCGCCGAAGAUCUGGCGUUCAAACCGAAAAAAUCGAUGGCCAUGAUUACGGUUACUCUGACCGACAUCAACGAUAACGCUCCGACGUUCAAUCAAACCGAGUACGAUGCGUUUAUUCCGGAAAAUUCACCGCCCAGCACAUUCGUGUACAAAGCCUACGCCCAUGAUCGCGACUCACCCAAGAACGCUAUCAUUCAUUACUCGAUCGUUGGUGGCACAGGAAGAGAUCUGUUUUUGAUUGAAACCACCACUGGAGUGAUCAAGUCUCGAGCUACUUUCGAUUAUGAAGAACAGAAUCGAUAUACGCUGGAUCUGAUGGCCAUCAAUCCGGAUUCUGCGAUGAAGAACAAAACCAAGGUGAUUGUACAUGUCACCGGGGUAAAUGAAUACUACCCGAAGUUCGUACAACCGGUGUUUCACUUUGACGUGUCGGAAUCGGCAGAGGUAGGAUCCAGUGUUGGGUCCAUUCAGGCCACCGAUAAAGAUGCCGGAGAGGAUGGUAAAGUGUACUACCUGCUGGUUGGAUCGAGUAACGAUAAAGGCUUCAACAUCCAUCCGGAGACCGGAGUGAUGGUGGUGUCACGAAACCUCGAUCGUGAAACACAGUCCAGAGUGGUGCUUACCGUUUUGGCGAAAAAUUUCGGUGGCAUCCGAGGUAACGAUACCGAUGAAGCCCAGGUGAUCAUAUCAAUCCAGGAUGGGAAUGAUCCACCGGAAUUUCUACUCGAUUUUUACGAGGCUGAUGUAUCGGAAGGGGCUCAAGUUGGAACGAGGAUCAUCACCGUGAAAGCCAUAGACAAAGAUGUACGACCACAGAACAAUCAGUUCAGCUAUUCGAUUAUAGGAGGAAACAAUGAUCACUCGUUCAAGAUUGAUCCCCAGUCGGGACAAAUUGAAACGGCGAGAAUGCUAGAUAGAGAAACGGUGCCGGUUCACAAAUUGAUUCUGGGAGCAAUCGACACGGGAUCACCGCCACAAACCGGAACGACGACAGUGAAAAUCUCCGUCACGGACAUCAACGACAACGGGCCGGUAUUCGACCCAAAAGAUGCGGUCGGAUCUGUGCUUGAGAAUGAACCACCCAACACCGUUAUUAUGACCCUCUCGGCAACGGAUCCGGAUUUACCACCGAACGGGGCCCCAUUCACGUACUACUUGGUUGGAGGUCGCCACAAAUCGUUGGUCACACUGGAAAAGCAUUCCGGUGUUCUCAGGACCGCUCGCAGUAUCGAUCGCGAAACAACACCCAAACUAGAGCUUCUGGUUGAAGUGGAAGACAACGGUAAACCCAAAAUGCGAACCCAGCACACGAUUGUGGUCAACGUGAUGGACCAGAACGAUAGCCCUUCGACGCCGAGAGUCGUUCACGUGUUGGUGUACGUGUUUAAUGAUCAAAUUAAUGGGGAUAUCGCAAAUGUUCAUCCGAAUGAUCCGGAUACGACGGGCGAUUACCGUUGCAAGAUUAUCGGUGAUCUGAACAAAAAUCCGGUCAACAAAUUUGCAAUCGGCACGGGCUGCAAGCUUCGAACAAUAUCGUCAUCCAUUCCGAGCAAUGGUCAUACCUUCCUGGUGUCCGGAAACGAUGGCAGACAUGCGGACGUAGUAUCGACGGUAAGCGUAGAGUUCCUUCGCUUCGACAAUGUCACCGUGGAGAACUCGAUCACCAUUCGAAUCGAGAAUAUGACCAGCAGUCGGUUUCUGGCAAACUACUACCGAAAUUUUGUCGAUAUUUUGAAAUCGUCGAUCGACAGUUCAAACGAUCUGAUUGUGUACAGUUUUCUGGAUACGGAUAAAGCCAUGGACAUUUCCGUGGCCGUUGCCAAUGACGGGAAAGGCUUCCGUUCGAAACAGUUUAUCAUCGAACGAUUCAGUAAAAAGCAGGACGCCAUCAAUCUGCUACUGCAGAACACCCGAGUCUUGAUCGGGUUUCUUCCUUGUGACAGUAACACCUGUGACAACGGUGGUGUCUGCUUCGAGAAGAUUAAUGUCUAUGAAGACACUCAAAUCACGGACAGUCAAUCGUUGAUUUUCACAUCUCCCUUGGUGCGACACGAUUUCCGUUGCAAAUGUUCGGAUGGAUACACCGGCCAGAAGUGUGACAAACGACAGGAUCCUUGUUCGCCGAGUCCAUGUCAAGCCGGAGGUCUGUGCCGUCGGCAAGGAUACGAUUUUCAGUGUUCCUGUCCGGCCAAUCGUGAAGGCAAGUUCUGUCAGCUUGAGCGAGGUGAUAUUUGCUCUAGCAGUCCUUGCAAAAACGGUGGAUCAUGCCGGGAAAGUUCCGAUGGUUCAUCGUUCUUCUGUCUGUGCCGGCCGGGUUAUCGAGGAAACCAGUGUGAGGCAGUAGCCGAUUCCUGUCGACCGAAUCCCUGUCUAUACGGUGGUUUAUGUGUCGGUUUGAAACCCGGUUACAAAUGCAGCUGCGUGGAUGGACGCUACGGGCGGCACUGCGAGAAGACUACCUUUGGAUUCAAGGAACUAUCGUACAUGGCAUUUCCUGCUCUAGACUCGGCCACCAACGAUAUUUCGGUUAUCUUUGCCACCACCAAACCGGAUGCCCUGUUGAUCUAUAACUUUGGAAUUCAGAGCGGUGGACGAUCGGACUUCGUCGCCAUGGAAGUGGUCAAUGGGCGAGCUGUGUUUUCCUAUGGCGGAGCACGAACUGCCAUCACGUCGCUGGUCGUUGGCCAGGGUGCUUCCAGCAAUGAUACGAUCUCCAACGGACGGUGGCACAAAAUUACCGCUACCCGAAAUGGACGCGUGAUGUCACUGAGUGUUUCCAAGUGUUCGGAGAACGGGGACUACUGUGUGGACUGCAAACCCGGAGAUUCCAGUUGCUACGCGGAUGAUACUGGACCGACUGGAACAUUAAACUUCAACAAACACUUCCUGCUGGUAGGUGGUCUGGCAUCCGCCGAUCCAGUCCUGGAACGGCCGGGACAGGUGCAUUCCGAUGAUUUGGUGGGCUGCGUGCACAGUGUUUCGAUUAACGGACGCGCUCUGAAUUUGAGCAGUCCGUUGAAAUCAUUCGGCGUAGAAUCCACCUGUAAACGAAGCAACAACGGCGGUCCCUGCAGUCUGGGAUUACCGGAAGAUCCGGCGCAACCUCGGUGCGGUGCAUACGGUCAAUGUUUGGACCGGUGGCAUACGGCGAUGUGUCGGUGUGGAGCAUCGAUCCUAUCGCCCGAUUGUUCCAACUCGCUGGAACACUACUCGAUAGCGGAUGGAGGCUUCAUCGAGUUCGAAAUCUCCGAGAAACACAAACGCAUGCAGCUGCUGGAAAAUAUCUACAGCGGGAAAAGCAUCUGGAGUUACGAUGUGACUCGAAACAAGCGUUAUUCGAUCAAGACCGAGAAUAUUUCGAGCUUGACGAUCGCAGAAGAUCCACCGAAAUAUAUGAGUCUAUUGUUCAAAACUAACAAACCCAACGGACUGCUGAUCUAUGCAGCUACCAACAAGCACUACACUUCAAUCGAGCUUAAAAAUGGAAAGAUCUUCUACAACUCCCACCAGACAUCGUUUAUCAAUAUCACGGCUUCGUCACUGGAUAAUUUAGCCGAUGGAAAUUGGCACAACAUCACGUUGCACGCACACAACCGAAUUUUGCAGGUGAUCGUAGAUGGUAGGAGUGCCAUCGAAGAUCUUGAUUCAGCUGGAGUUCACGAUUUCCUCGAUCCCUAUCUAACAGUACUGUCGAUCGGUAACGUACGGCGGGAACUGUUCGUGAAUGAGGUUAUGCCAGUGUACUUCCAAGGUUGCCUAACUAAUUUCACCAUCAACAACGAAAUCCAGCCGUUCAAUGGAUCCGGCAGUAUUUUCAAGCGUGUGAUUCAUCACGGAAAUGUUCUACCGGGAUGUUUACUGGCUGGUUUGGGAGCAGCACAAGUUACCGAUCCUCUGAGCAUCGGGAUCACACUGGUGAUCGUAUUCUUUGUCGUACUGCUGGUCGCUAUAUUCCUGUCGUUCCUGGUGUUCCGCUUACGGAAGCAACACAAAGAGAAGAGUGGUGGUCUCGGAGGUCCCUCGACAAUGCACUCGAAACAAAACGGUGGAUCCACACUGCUGAGCACCUCCCAGCUGGUGUCUUCCGGUGUUCACAGUGAUAUCGGACGGGGCCUGCACGUUAACGAUUUGUCAGUGGUUGGAUACCAUUCGGAAAGUAACGACAUGCUACGAGGAGUUGGAGGGCACCAUUUGGUAGGACCGGAACUCAUUUCGAAAAAAUACAAAGAACGUGAUAUCAACUCGGGCGAACCACAACGCCCACAGCGUCCAGAUAUCAUUGAACGGGAAGUGGUAAGCAAGAGUCCUCCACUCAGAGAAGAUCAUCAUCCACCACUGCCACCACCAAGUCAAUCACAUCACACACACGAUCACACAAAUCCCGUUGAUCUAGGAUCGGAAUAUCCCGAACACUAUGAUCUGGAAAAUGCCAGCUCGAUAGCUCCUUCCGAUAUCGAUAUUGUAUAUCACUACAAAGGAUACCGUGAAGCCGGGGGUGUUCGGAAGUACAAGGCCACACCUCCACCGGUGGCGACAUACACUCACCAUAAGCAUCAAACAUCUGCCCAACAACAGCACCGACAUUCGCCGCACCAUGCAGGACCUUAUGCACCGCGGGUUCCACCACAAGCUAGUCAACCUCCGCCGUCGAAUACACCGCGGCCACAUCAAACCACUCCACUGGCAAGACUUUCCCCAAGUUCCGAACUGAGCUCUCAGCAACCUAGAAUUCUGACACUGCACGACAUCUCGGGUAAACCUCUGCAAAGUGCCCUGCUAGCAACCACCUCCAGUUCGGGAGGAGUCGGCAAAGAUGCAUUGCACAGUAAUAGCGAACGUAGCCUCAACAGUCCGGUCAUGAGUCAACUGUCCGGCCAAAGUUCCAGUGCAAGCCGUAAAAACCCGGGCGUACCCCAGCAACCGCAGAAUGUCAAUUCGGUCGUUUCCGGACCGAUGGGUUUAACAGCAGAGGAAAUCGAACGACUGAAUUCGCGACCACGAACCUCAAGUCUAGUAUCAACGCUGGAUGCAGUUUCGAGCAGUAGUGAAGCUCCACGGGUACCGGCUCCCCAUUUAACCCACAUGCACCACUCACCGGCAGUGGAUGCCCACAGUUCCACGUCCACCGAUGAGAGUGGAAACGACAGUUUCACUUGUUCGGAAAUCGAGUACGACAAUAACAGUAUCAGCGGAGACAAGUACAGCAAAAACCGUGAGGACACCAGCCGACGGGUGGUCAGUGAUAACAACAACAGCAACAAGCCACCCCACCUUCCACCGUCGUCCUACGAUGGAUUUGAUUCCUCCUUCCGGGGCUCUUUGAGUACGCUGGUGGCAUCCGAUGACGAUCUGUCCACCCACAUGGUAGGAAUGUAUCGUCAACCGAACGGAGCCUCACCAUCGGCGACCGGUUGGGAUUACCUGCUGAACUGGGGACCCAAUUUCGAAAGUCUGAUGGGUGUCUUCAAGGACAUUGCCGAGCUGCCGGAUACGGUGAAUGGGCGCGUCCCGAGCUCGCUUCGGAUACCGGCCGGUGUACAGAAACCUUCGGAGGAGUACGUGUAGAAAUAUGUAAAAUGUAAAAUCAAGCUAGGAAACAGAAUAUAGAGGCGCAAUUGUUAGACAAAAAAAAUAUGUUAAUUCAAAUGACAUGUAAAUAUUAGCCACUAACCUAACGCAUUUUAUUUAGUUAAAAGUGGACGAGCACAGAAAGAAGAACGAAGCGGAAAUACUUUUCAUAUAUUUUAAUUUGUGCAAAUUUUGCAAUGCCUUGUAUCAAGGUACGACCUCCAGCACAAAACAUAGACAAUAGAAGCGCAAUGAACGCGUUGGAAAUACCAUUACCCAUUUUUGGUCGGUAUGUAAAAGUCCUCCAAAUAUGCAUUUAUUACCAUGACACCCAGGAGCAUUUGUUUUUGUUCGUUCGAAUGCUCGUCCCCCUGACUUGCGAGCCCUGCCUGGUGAUCGAAUAGGGGACUAACCUUCCGUGUAGGAAACUGAAUCAGUGCUAUGUUUAAGUGUUAAGACAUUGUCAAGGAUUUUAAACCUGUAAAUAGUGAUUUUUUUUAACACAACAACACAACAAUGAGAAUUAUUGUAAACUAUCUUGCCAUAUGCUUUUUAAAAAGAUUCAAUCCUAAAACUAGUAACCGGGUGUACGAAAAAGUAGUGCGGUUCCGAUCGAACAAAAAAAAAACGUUUGAAUCGAUUCCGCUACCCUCCCCCCCUAGGUGUAGUGAAAAUUCUUACAGCAAUAUUACAUAUUCGCAAAACAUGACUUCCAAAUGAGACUGUUUUUUUAAAUCGUAAUAGAAUGGUAAGAGUUUAGACGCUAAGUUUUAUCCAGUAGAUGUAGAUGUUCUUUUUCCCUCUCUCUGUAGAAACAAAAACCGAACAAUUCGAAAUUCACGCGUUGUACAAAUGAUCAGUCGGUUUCAGGCGUACCUCUUGGCAUUUAAACAAUUUGUAAAUAGCCUAGCGAACGAGCGAACGACAAACACUCAAAACUGUUCUAGUGAAAUUAGUUUCUGUAAAAUUUCAAAUUAAA
Molecule: messenger RNA, 17956 nt
Organism: Malaya genurostris
Lineage: Eukaryota; Metazoa; Arthropoda; Insecta; Diptera; Culicidae
Gene: ft
Product: cadherin-related tumor suppressor
Exons: 11
Coding region: 1765-16974 (5069 amino acids)
Biological process (GO): homophilic cell-cell adhesion
Cellular component (GO): plasma membrane
Molecular function (GO): calcium ion binding
Source: RefSeq, a predicted model, not a curated record